Messenger RNA from Onychostruthus taczanowskii (white-rumped snowfinch), 976 nucleotides. It is a transcript of the gene ELOVL2, whose product is annotated as ELOVL fatty acid elongase 2. Gene Ontology annotation, molecular function: fatty acid elongase activity. Gene Ontology annotation, cellular component: endoplasmic reticulum membrane; endoplasmic reticulum. The transcript is spliced from 8 exons. The record is from RefSeq and is a predicted model, not a curated record. Lineage: Eukaryota; Metazoa; Chordata; Aves; Passeriformes; Passeridae. The coding region runs from base 54 to 947 and encodes 297 amino acids. Gene Ontology annotation, biological process: very long-chain fatty acid biosynthetic process; fatty acid elongation, saturated fatty acid; sphingolipid biosynthetic process.
CCGCACCGAGCCCGGCGAUACCCUGGACAGCGCCGCGCCGCCGCUCCGCCGCCAUGGAGACCCUGAAAGCUUUUGACCAGGAAGUAAAUGCAUUUGUGGACUAUAUGUUUGGACCUCGAGAUACCAGGGUUAGAGGAUGGUUCCUUUUGGACUCAUAUCUUCCCACGUUUUUCCUUACUGGAGCAUAUCUACUCUGCAUAUGGCUGGGCAACAAGUUCAUGAAGAACAGGCCUCCUUUCUCUCUCAGGCCCCACCUCAUUGUGUAUAACCUGGGCAUCACACUGCUCUCCUUCUACAUGCUCAUAGAGCUUAUCCUUGCCACGUGGGAAGGCGGCUACAACUUGCAAUGCCAGAACCUCCACAGCGCAGGGGAGGCCGAUAUCCGGGUAGCCAAGGUGCUGUGGUGGUAUUAUUUUUCCAAAGUAAUUGAAUUCAUGGACACUAUCUUCUUUGUACUGAGAAAGAAAAGCAACCAGAUCACCUUCCUUCACGUGUAUCACCAUGCCACUAUGUUUAACAUUUGGUGGUGUGUUCUGAACUGGAUACCUUGUGGGCAGAGCUUCUUUGGACCCACUUUGAAUAGCUUUAUCCACGUGCUUAUGUACUCUUACUAUGGACUGUCAGUCAUCCCUUCCAUGCGCAAAUAUCUCUGGUGGAAGAAAUACCUCACUCAGGCACAACUGAUCCAGUUUCUGCUCACUAUUGUGCACACACUCAGCGCAGCUGUGAAGCCAUGUGGAUUCCCAUUUGGCUGUCUCAUGUUCCAGUCCUCCUACAUGGCCACACUGGUCAUCCUCUUCAUCAACUUCUACAUUAAGACAUACCGGAAAGCACCUUCAAGAACAGCUGUAAAGGAAACCCCUGUCGCAACAGAAAUAAAGAAUGGUUUCCAUAAGGACUACUUUGCUGCUGCCAAUGGAUUGCAGAAUAAUAAGAAAGCACAAUAAGUAUACUGUUUCCUAUGUUUUUUCUAAAG